Molecule: messenger RNA, 1123 nt
Organism: Seriola dumerili (greater amberjack)
Lineage: Eukaryota; Metazoa; Chordata; Actinopteri; Carangiformes; Carangidae
Gene: zar1
Product: zygote arrest 1
Exons: 4
Coding region: 1-1023 (340 amino acids)
Biological process (GO): translation
Cellular component (GO): cytoplasm
Molecular function (GO): mRNA base-pairing post-transcriptional repressor activity
Source: RefSeq, a predicted model, not a curated record
AUGGCAACGUAUGGUGACGAGCCAGUCGACAGCUAUUUCUAUUCCUCUUACAACCCCUACACGGGCAGAUACCCCAGAGCUAAAGACGCCAGGUGGAAGUAUAAAAGUUACCUGUCCCAUCACUAUGGGGACACCGACGCCUUUAACAACCAGCAGCGCGCGCAGCUCAAGUCCAUCUUAUCCCAGAUCAACCCCAAACUCACCCCGAGGCUCCGGAAGGCGAACACCAAGGACGUGGCGGUGCAGGUGAACCCGAAGAGAGACGCCUCGGUGCAGUGCUCCAUCGGUCCGCGGACGCUCCUGUCCAUGAAGCGGGACUUCCGGCGCAGAAGGAGGCAGGAGCCCGGCGGAAGCGGCGGAAGCGGCGGAAGCGGCAGCAGUCCCAAGGCGGCGGCGACGGCGGCGGCGGGCGGUGUGCGUUACCCCCGCACCCUCGCCGUGUACUCCCCUAUCGCAUACAGAAGCGUCACCUCCUUCCUGGUGGACGACGACGACAACAACAACAAAAACAACAACAACAGUAAGGAAGCCUCCUGCGGGGAGGCGCAGCCCGGUGACCCGCCCGAGUCCCUGGGGAAGAGGCGCGAACACACUCAGCCUGCUGAGGAUGAAAAGACCCAGAAGCUCCCCGACCAGCGCGAUAAGCUCAAGUCCAAACAGGUGAAGAGCGACGAUGAGAGUUCACAGGACAAGGCUCGCGUGCGGUUCCAGUUUCUGGAACAGAAGUACGGAUAUUAUCACUGCAGAGAAUGCAAUCUGCGAUGGGAGAGUGCCUAUGUGUGGUGCGUUCAGGGCACCAACAAGGUUUACUUCAAGCAGUACUGUAGGAAAUGCCAAAAGGACUUCAACCCAUAUCGUGUUGAGGACAUCACAUGUCACACUUGCAACAAAGCGCGUUGUUGCUGUGCAAUAACACAACGCCACGUCGACCCCAAACGGCCCCACAGACAGGACUUGUGUGGCAGAUGCAAAGGCAAGCGUCUCUCCUGUGAGAGCACGUUCAGCUUCAAAUACAUCAUCUGAGGGCCAGCUCCACUGAACUCUGCCUUGAAUACAUCAGUACAAGUCCUGGGGGGCGGGGGGGGCAGCAUCCCCGGCCCAGUGCCAUAUUCACAGAUGGAAU